Molecule: messenger RNA, 1049 nt
Organism: Jatropha curcas
Lineage: Eukaryota; Viridiplantae; Streptophyta; Magnoliopsida; Malpighiales; Euphorbiaceae
Gene: ACD32.1
Product: alpha-crystallin domain 32.1
Source: RefSeq, a predicted model, not a curated record
AAGAAAAAAAAAUAUAUCUCAAGCUCUCUAUCCAUCUUCCGUUCUUUAAAAAAACAAAAAAAAAAGAAAAAUAUCUCAAGCUCUCUAUCUAUCUUCCAAUCUUUAAAAAUUCCAUCAUCCUCUUCAAAAUCUUAUCCUCCAGAACAUUUGCAUCAGAUAAAGAGAAAAAGAAAAAGAAAAUGGAGAGUGAAGCAGUGAGAAGAAGAAUGAACAUGAUAGCUGCCCACUUUGUUCCUAAUGAGGAUAUUUCUCCAACUCAUCUCCUCCUUCCUAUGAAUUGCAGCAGCAGUUUAAAUUCUGUUAUCUCAAGAUGUGAUAACAGAAUGUAUUUUGCGCGCCAAAGUUCUGCUUCUCAAGGUUUCUUCAUGAGACAGGCUUCCUCAACUACUGAUCAACAAAGACAGGCUGAAGCACCAUUAUUUUCUAGACAAACAACAAUAAGAAAUGAACCAAACUUGUCAAAUGUUGAGCCAUUUCAAUCUCCUGUCAAAGAUUGCAAACAACCUGCGUCAGAAUCAAACUUUCCUUGCUUUGCAAGACCAACAUGUAUUGGUAGAAAGAAUCAGUCUGGGGCAAAGAACGGAAUAAUUGAGUGGUCACCGAGAAUGGAUGUUGCAGAAUCUGGACGAGGUUAUGUUCUUACAGUAGAAAUUCCAGGCGUUGACGUCAAUGACAUUAGAGUGGAGGUCAAUCACCGAAGCUUAAGAAUAAUGGGAAAACGUACAAUCCAAUGUUCAAAUGAUUCAAUAUCAGCUUACCACAAGAGAGAGAUUCUACAAGGACCAUAUCAGGUUGAAUGGCCAUUUCCUUCCGAUGCCAACAAGGACAAAGUCUCAGCUCAAUUUUUAGAUGGGUUUCUACAAAUCAUUAUUCCUAAACUUUGAGAAGCACUAAUUUUGGAGGCAUUAAGUUGAUUUAUAUAUACUGCAGUGCCUGCAUUGAUAUAUAUAAUUAUAUUUUGUAUCUAUAUAUUUGUACUAAAGAAUGUAUAUCACACAUGUACCUACCAUAAAUUAAUUAUAUCUUUUAAUUAUUUAUGAUAGAAUAAC